Boleophthalmus pectinirostris (great blue-spotted mudskipper) is the source of this 4122-nucleotide messenger RNA. RefSeq names its product formin 2b (gene fmn2b). Gene Ontology annotation, biological process: intracellular transport; actin nucleation. The transcript has 18 exons. Gene Ontology annotation, cellular component: cytoplasm; actin filament; nucleus. Bases 1 to 4122 code for a protein of 1373 amino acids. The record is from RefSeq and is a predicted model, not a curated record. Lineage: Eukaryota; Metazoa; Chordata; Actinopteri; Gobiiformes; Gobiidae. Gene Ontology annotation, molecular function: microtubule binding.
AUGGGAAACCAGGAGGCAAAACAGCGCAGAGCUAAUGGAAGUUGCCCUUCUUUGGACGAUGGAACCAAGGAUUUAUCAGGAGAGCGCAAAGGAGGAAAGAAGAACCAUGGUAAACAGGGAGGAGGGGGCCCACAUGGCACUGCCAACAAGAGGAAAAACAAAUCUGAGUCCAAGUCUGUGUUCUCCAUCCGUAAGAAGAGAGGCCAGCUCAAAGGCAAAGGCUGUUCGUCUGUGAAUGGCUCCAAGGAAGAUGUGUUGGCAACUCCACAGCACAGCCAGGACCCCACCAAGACCCCAGACCUGUCCGCUGAUGAGCUGGGGCAGUCUGACAAUGAGGGUCUUGCCCAAGAGACCCAUGGAAAGCCAAACCAGGAGGAGGCAGGUCACAAGGGGGGCAGCUCAGGCUCCGACACCGACAUCUACAGCUUUCACUCGGCCGCUGACCACCAGGACCUGCUCGCAGACAUCCAGCUCACCAUCCGCCUCCAGCACCAGCAGCAUGGGGGAGUCCGGAGCAGUGCUCACACCCCCACUGACCCAGACACUGAGCGAGGCAUAGGAGUGGGCAUCGGAGGGCAGAGCAAUGGAGGUGUCUACCUCACACCUCCUGAAGCUGUGGACUUGACCCCAGAGCUGGAAUUGGGCUCUGAUGCACUGUCCUUUCUGGACACUGGGGUGGGACACCCCCCUGAGGAGACUGUAGAGACCCUGCUGCCCUGUCAGGAGAAACUCUCCCCCAUUUUACACCCGGACUUGGCACGGACUGAGGACGAGUGUGCGGACACAGAAGCCCCUGUUUGUGCUGCACCCGAUCUGUCCCUUCACACCACUGUUACCAUGACAACAUGUGGAGGGUCCAUAGGCAGCCCUGUCACUAUGACAACCGCUGGCUUCACGUUUGUCAGUGCUGAUGAAGCAGCUCCGGAGGAACACGUGGGGCAACUUGAAGAGUGGGGUGCUCCUGUGGUAACGAUGUGUAUCAGUCAGGACGGUCCCCUGGAAGAACUCAGCUCAGGGGCUAAAGGUCAUGUGGGGUCAGGGAUGAGCGCUGAGUCUUUGGACGACAGUGUUACUACAGAAUCUGAACACAACCUCUCUGUGACCGACCACACAGCCACCUCCACUCCACAGCACCGCAGGAGCCCUGUGACCCCACACGAGAGCCCCUCUUUGGCCAAGAGAGGCCUCAGGCCCAGCCAACCCCCCAGUCCUGUAGUGAAACCCUAUCCAGCCAUCAUCCCUUCAUACAUCAAGACCACCACAAGACAGCUCAGCUCCCCAGGACACUCCCCCUGUCACAGCCCACUGUCCCCCCGACGAGACACCCAUAUGCUGCACAGGACACUAGUAGAAAGCCGCAGACUGCACAGACACCGCUCUCGCAGCAGUGGGAGGCCCCUGAGCCGGUCUGCAGACUGGACAGAGGAGCUGAGGGUGUCCCGUGAGCACGAUGAAGUCUCUGGAGUUUCCAGAGACUUUCUUGAGGCCCACAGGGGUGGCAGCCAGCCUCUCUGCCCCACGCGGAGGUCCUCCUGUCAGAGCAGCAUCUGCAUGUACCCAGAUGUUUUCACAGGGAGGACUCUCUUGGAGAAGCUCUUCCAUCAGCAGCAGCAGGAGCAGCCCGAGGAGGCUGAGCAGCUCUGCUCCAAAAUCCUGGCCAUGGGACUGCUGCAGCCCUUCACUGACUGCUUCAGAGAACCUCUGGGGGACAGCAUGGGCCAGCUGCCCACAGCAGCCAAGUUCCACCAUGACCAGCUGUACACUUGGGCAGCAGUGAGCCAGCCUCCACUCUCUCUGGAGGCUCUGGAGAUGAAGGGCCAUCUCCGAGCAGCAUUCAGCCCAGUGCGACCAGGGGACAGCAGGAGGCCGAGCACCGCCACAGAGGCUGGUAUGAGCUCUUCAAUACCGUAUAUUACACAGCAGCCAUACGAUGAUGUUUCCAAAGAUGUUAUGGUUAAGGUUGAGGAGGAACAUGCCCUGAAGGCAGCAAACCUGAAAGAGAAACAUGUGAAUGUGAUUCAACAACUGGAGCAAACCAUAGAGGACCUCCGCACUAAGAUUGCUGAGCUGGAGCGACAGCCCCCCCUGCUGGACACUAAAGUUAUCACUGUGGAGCGGGAGUGUGGGGGGUGUGAGCCAGCCCUCAUGCCUCUGUGUGAUGCCCACCUACAAACCAGCCCGUGCUGCCUUCAGGUGAAAUCAGUGCAGACAUCUCCAAUAGAUGAGAAAUUCAGCUUCAAAGUACCUUCCUGUAACACAACUGCAGUCAGUGGUCUCCUACAGCAACCUGCCGGGACAGGUGCACCCGUCUGCUCCUGUCAGAUGCAGCCGCCUCCUCCGCUAGGACUUUCAGAUGCCGCUUCCACUCCACCAACCACACUCUCUGGUCUCGCUCCUCCUCCUCCUCCACCCCUACCGCCCCCACUCCCUGGGACUGCUCCUCUACCCCCUCCACCUCCUCCACUACCUGGAGCUGCUGUGCCUCCCCCUCCUCCCCCUCUACCUGGGGCUCCUCCCCCUCCUCCUCCACUUCCAGGGGCAGCUCCUCCUCCCCCUCCACCUCCACUUCCAGGUGCUGCUCCUCCACCGCCUCCUCCACCUCUACCUGGUACUGCUCCUCCUCCUCCCCCUCCUCCCCCUCUCCCUGGGGCUGCUCCUCCGCCUCCUCCCCCUCUCCCGGGUGGCGUUCUUCCAGGUGCAGUGUGCAUACCCCCUCCUCUCCCCCCAGUUUUCGGCUCUCUUCCUCCUCCUCUGCCUUUGGGACUAUACUCUUUGGGUCUGACCCAAGAAAAGCCUCCUCGAAAAGCAGUAGUGGAGCCCCCCAAACCAAUGAAGCCCUUAUACUGGACCAGGAUUCAGCUGCACACCAAAAAGGAAGUCUCCACGUCAUCAGUGUGGGAAACCAUCGAAGAGCCUGAAGUCGACUUUGAGGAAUUUGUGGAAUUGUUCUCCAAGACUGCGGUGAAGGUGAAGAAACAGCCUCUCUCUGAUACCAUCACCAAGUCCAAGGCUAAGCAGGUUGUAAAACUUCUUAACAACAAGCGCUCUCAGGCAGUAGGAAUCUUCAUGUCGUCACUGCACCUGGAUAUGAAGGACAUUCAGCACGCCGUGCUCAACCUGGACUACACUGUGGUUGACUUGGAGACACUGCAGGCUCUCUAUGAGAAUAGGGCACAGCAAGAAGAGCUGGACAAGAUUCAAAAACAUGUGAAGACUGCCAAAGACAAGGACAGCACCAAGCCCCUGGAUAAACCUGAGCAGUUUUUGUUUGAGCUCUCCCUUAUACCAAACUUCUCCGGGCGAGUCUUCUGUAUCCUGUUUCAGAGCAGUUUCAAUGAAUGCAUGAGUUCAAUAAUGAGGAAGCUGGAGGUACUGCAGAGAAUGUGCACGGCUCUGAAGGACAGCGAGACCGUAAAGCAGGUCUUGGGGCUAGUUUUGGUUUUUGGGAACUUUAUGAAUGGUGGAAAUCGAACUCGAGGCCAGGCGGAUGGUUUCACACUUGAUAUUCUUCCCAAACUAAAAGAUGUUAAGAGCAGUGAUGGGAGCAAGAGCCUGUUGUCCUACAUCGUAAGAUACUUCCUCCAACACUUCACUGAGGACGCUGGCCGAGAAACCUGUCUCUUUCCUCUCCCAGAGCCUCAUGAGCUCUUCCAGGCUUCACAGAUGAAGUUUGAAGAUUUUCAAAAAGACCUGCUGCGACUUCGCAAGGAUCUGAGAGCGUGCACAACAGAGGUGGAAAAGGUUUGCAGCGUGUCUGAAGAGGAGCAUCUACAGCCAUUCAAAGAUAAGAUGGAGGAGUUCCUUUCGCAGGCUAAAAAUGAAUUGGAAACCCUUGACUCUCAGCUCAGCAGCACACACACUCUCUUCCUGGAGCUCACUGUCUUCUUCUCGGUGAAGGCCAAAGCUGGAGAGAAGGAGGUGUCCCUGCAGACCUUCUUCAGCGUGUGGCAUGAGUUCUCCUCUGACCUCAAAGACCAGUGGAAGAGGGAGAACAGAGCCAUCCUAAAAGAGAGGCUCAAGGCAGCAGAGGAGAGUUUUCGACAAGUUAAAGAGAAGGCAUCGUACAGCGUCAAACCCAAGCAGUCAUCUGGCAUUAAAGCUAAACUGGGAAUGAAAAUCUGA